CAGAAGACAUACUACACAAGGCCAAUAUUGCAUACAACCUGACAAACUGAGGUCUAGGAGAGCAAACCUCUCAUGCUCCCCCUUUGUUCUCUAACAGGACAUAGUGACUGUGGGUGAGGCCCUGGUCCAUGAGAGGAUCAUGGUCCUUCAACUCUGCCUGUGGAUAGUGCUCUUCCUCUCCACAUGGGCUCCAACUAGACAUGCUGAGUACAGUAGCCCUCCAGAAGUAGUGAUAUCCCUGAGGGUCACUGACGCUAACAGACUUAAUACUUCCUCAGGCUGGUUGUCAUAUAGCCUGCAGUUUGGAAGGGACAAACAUAUUAUCACCGUGAAACGCACAAAAUACUUCAUAUCCAGAAACUUCCUUCUGUUCACCUACACUGACCAAGGUGAUCUCCUCGCAGAACAGCCUUUUGUGCAGACUGACUGCUACUACCAUGGUAAUGUAGAUGGAGACCCAGAUUCCAUGGUGAUAAUUAACACCUGUUUGGGGAGUUUACAAGGCAUGUUAGAGAUAAAUGGCACAGCUUAUGAAAUCAUGCCCAAGAAGUCAACUUCCACAUUUGAACACCUUGCUUACAAAAUGGACAGUGAGGACUCUGAAUCAUUUUCUAUGAGAUGUGCGUUAACAGAAGAGGAGAUAGCACGACAAAUGGAGAUUCAAGAAAGCAAAGACUCCACACUUAAGCAAAGUCAAUAUGAGAAUUGGUGGACCCAUCACAAAUAUCUUGAAUAUUAUGUGGUGAUUGAUAACCAACGAUAUGUUUAUAGAGCAAGUAACCUCACAGUUUGUAUGCAGGAAAUGUUGCAAAUAGUCAAUGGAAUCAAUGGUUAUUAUCGUCAGAUAGAUGUUGAGGUGAUUUUAACUGCACUGGAAGUUUGGACUGAAACAAACCAUGUCAAUGUAGUAGAAUCUAUAUCUACAGUCCUAUCUAAUUUCUGUGACUGGAAGACUAGAAACAUUGACAGUCACACUAGAAAUGAUAUUGCACAUCUUUUGGCUGGGCAAGUAUAUCCUCCAUAUUUGGGGCUAGCUUAUGUAGGUACAGUUUGUACACCUCAAAAUUGUGCUGUUCACAGUUUCAUGUCUAAUUCAAUGACAGACAUGGCGUUCAUUAUAGCACAUGAGAUGGGUCACAAUUUGGGUAUGCAUCAUGAUGACCAUGGAUGUACAUGUGGAAGAAGACACUGCAUAAUGGCCCCGCACAAAUCUAAUUCCCCUAAAUUCAGUAACUGCAGUUAUGAGAAGCUAUAUGAAACUAUUACCAGAAAAACCUGUUUAUACAACUUUCCAGAUAAAGUCGUCAGCACAAACCUGACCUGGUGUGGGAAUAAUAUAGUGGAGGAGGGGGAGCAGUGUGACUGUGGGUCCCCUCAAUUAUGUGUAAAUGACCCAUGCUGUAGGCCAGACUGUGCGUUCAAACCUGGUGCUGAAUGUGCUUUUGGGCUUUGUUGCAACGAUUGCAAGUUCAUAUCAACAGGCACAGUGUGUAGAGAAAAGAAAAAUGAGUGUGACCUUCCAGAGUGGUGCAAUGGAACGUCACCUGAAUGUCCAGAAGAUGUGUACAUGGCAGAUGGAAGCCCAUGCAGGGGUGAUGGUCAUUGCUAUAAUAUGGCAUGUCAUAAACGUGAAGAACACUGCUGGAGGCUUUUUGGCAAGACAGCCAAAAGUGCAGAGGAGAUUUGCUACAAGGAAAUGAACACUCGGGGUGACCGUUUUGGUAACUGUGGCAAUGACAGCUACAACUACAGAAGAUGUGCUGAUGCUGAUGUACUCUGUGGACGAAUUCAGUGUGACAAUGUGGAGCAGAUUCCAAAUAGGAGCAGCCAUGAGACAGUGCAUCAGAGUCAGUUCCAUAAUGUCACCUGCUGGAGUAUAGACUUUCAUUUUGGAAUGACAAUAGAGGACAGUGGAGCAGUGAGAGAUGGCACAGCUUGUGGUCAAGGUCAAAUAUGCAUUGACAGGAAGUGUCUGCCUAUGUCUGUUUUGUUAAGUAACUGUUCAGCAUCCCAAUGCAGUAUGAAAGGAGUCUGUAACAAUAAACAUCACUGCCAUUGUGAUGUCAAAUGGGAGCCACCAGACUGUAUGCAAAAAGGUUUUGGAGGUAGUAUAGACAGUGGGCCACCUCCAAGAAUAUAUUUUAAGAAGAAGCCCAAGGGUGUUCAGUUCAUACUAGGUUUUUUUUUUCUUUUUUGGGCUUUGUUAUUUUCCUUGAUUUUCUUAAUUACAAAAUAUGCAAUCACCAUAAAAAGUUGAACUAGAAGAAAACCGUUAUCCAAAUGAACCAGCACUUCUCACUGAAACUUCACCUGAUGAUUCAGCUGAGAAAGAUGACCAAAGUAAAAAGAAAAAGAAAUAAUAAUAAAAUAUCUACUCCAUAGGAAAUCCAUCAUGUAUUAGUUUGUAAACCUCAGAACAUAGAAAUAUCUCUGUGUGUGUAAAAAAAAAAAUCCUACGCCAUAAAUUCUGCAGUCCUCCUUCUUUGAAUAUCAAAACCAUUCACCACCAAAUAAA
Messenger RNA from Mesocricetus auratus (golden hamster), 2515 nucleotides. Its product is annotated as disintegrin and metalloproteinase domain-containing protein 26A-like. Gene Ontology annotation, cellular component: plasma membrane; external side of plasma membrane; sperm head plasma membrane. The coding region runs from base 140 to 2257 and encodes 705 amino acids. The transcript has a single exon. Gene Ontology annotation, molecular function: metalloendopeptidase activity. The record is from RefSeq and is a predicted model, not a curated record. Gene Ontology annotation, biological process: male gonad development; proteolysis. Lineage: Eukaryota; Metazoa; Chordata; Mammalia; Rodentia; Cricetidae.